Messenger RNA from Phoenix dactylifera (date palm), 4611 nucleotides. RefSeq names its product P-loop containing nucleoside triphosphate hydrolases superfamily protein. The record is from RefSeq and is a predicted model, not a curated record. Gene Ontology annotation, biological process: mitotic DNA replication checkpoint signaling; DNA repair; DNA damage checkpoint signaling. Gene Ontology annotation, molecular function: ATP binding; chromatin binding; ATP hydrolysis activity. Lineage: Eukaryota; Viridiplantae; Streptophyta; Magnoliopsida; Arecales; Arecaceae.
UUUUGGGAGUCCGCGUCGCUAUAAAACCCCUGACGAUUUCUCCUUUCUCCGGUGGGAACGGGAAAGAGAUCCUCCAGCGCGGGAAUCUUCUUUUCUCCCGCCAUCUUCUCCCCCGCGCCAUACCUGUGUUCGAUCGAAACCCUAAUUCUCUCCCCCUUUUUUUCUUUACGUAGAUCCACUGUUGAUCAGAAUCAGGUGUCGACCUAGCCCUUGCCGGUCGUCUGAUGGAUAGAUCGGUGGAGGAAGAGGAUGUGCUCGAGAUCGGGAGCACGCCAUCGCCUGCGGGGGCGAAGAGGCGGCGGAGAUGCGUCCAGUCGAAGCUCCCUUGGGCUGUUCCCCGAGAGGAGGGGGCCAAUGGGAUAGGGGCGGCGGCGGAGGAGGAUGAGAAAGAGGCGGAGGAGAAGGGGAAGCGGAAGAAGAAAGGAAAAUCCAAGCCAAGAACUCCUAAAAAGUCUCCAGUCAAAGGCAAACAAGUGCGGGGAUUAAGUACUGGAAGCAAAAGUUCUCCAGACUCAGUCAAGAGGAGUCCACGACAGAAGAAAACUGUAGAGCAACUCGAAGCUGUAGCUUUGAAAGUGGGGAACAGCAAUCGCUUCAACAUGUUAGAAUCCAUGGCCAGUAACAAAGAUUGUCAGCAGUUGAAGGACAACCUGAGUGAUGAGGCUAAACCUAGAAAGGUUGCAAUACCUAGUGACCUAAAGGAGUCAUAUUCUGUGAAGAGAAAAGUCAAUGGCAAAUCUGAUGCUGCAAUGGAUCUAGAUGGCCUAAGUCUGCAUACGGACCAACUGGUCUGUGAUCUCCGGUUGGAGGGAAAAAUAGCUGCAGAGGAAAAUGUGUGGUUAUCUACAGGAAAGCGAAUGCAUCCAUUUUUCACUUGUUCGAAACCAGCCAAGAGUGCGUCAUCAGCUCAAGCCAUUGCAAAAGUGAAAAGUAGACAUUUUGUUUCCUGUCCUCCUGUUCAUGUAUUUGAUAAACAGGAUGAUGUCAUUUCAUUAGAUUGGAAAAACUGGGUAUUUUCAGAGAGGACUCUGCUUGACAAGAGUGGUUGUUCUGCCAUGAGAAAUGAUUUUUCAGUUUUUGAGGGCUCAGUUGAGCCUUUCAGAUUACAUACUCUUUGUCCUAAAGAGGUGCAUCUAGAUCAACUAUUAGAUAGAGAAGAAAAGGAUUCUUUAACCUCAGCAAUAGCCUCAUCUAUAUUAUCCACUGGGCAAAAUCAAAGCGAGCAGUUGCUCUCACACUUGAAGUUGGUCCAUGUUAAUGGCAAUAGUUCUUUGUCAUUUAGAUGUGGUAGUUGCGUAAGUAAUUUGGAGAGCAAGCAUGAGGAUUUGCUACUUAAGGAAAGGUUGGCAUCAUACUUUCGACGUUGCAGUUAUUGGCCUGAGUGUAGCCUAUGGAUAAACAAGUACCAGCCAGAAAAUGCCUCAGAAGUGUGUGGAAACAGCGAAUCUAUUAGAUCCCUCAGUGAAUGGCUGAAGUCAUGGCAUGAAAGAGGACGGCAAAGCAGUCAGAACUGUAAAUCUGGUGAAAAAUGUGCCAUUGAAGAGAGUGAGGAUAGCUUAUAUGAAAAUGAUUCUGACAGGGAUGACAGAGAAGAUGCAGCUAUCCUUAAAAAUGUGCUUUUAAUUACUGGACCUGUUGGGAGUGGUAAAUCUGCUGCCAUCUAUGCCUGUGCAAAGGAGCAAGGCUUUGAAGUAAUUGAGGUGAAUGCAUCUGAAUUAAGAAAUGGAGCACAUGUAAAGCAAAAAUUUGGAGAGGCAAUGGAAUCACAUGGAUUUAACAGAUGGUCUCAACUGAUAGGUCCGAGGGAAAAGCAUAACUCUGAGUUACUGCCUAACACAGUUUGCAUGAGAGAAGCUGAUGACUUUGAGAAUUGCUCAAUUAAGAUGGCUUUAAGAGAAUGUGAAAUAGAGAAAGCUCAUAUAGAAUGCUCUUGUAAUGUUGUAGAGAAUAGACGUGCCCUGACCCAAGUUGCAAAUAAAACCCUAAUUCUCUUUGAGGAUGUAGAUACUGUUUUUGAUGAAGAUCGUGGUUUUAUUUCUACUAUACUUCAGCUGGCUGAAACUGCAAAGCGACCCAUGAUACUUACAAGCAAUAAUAAGAAUCCUAUCUUACCACAGCUUCUGGACCGGGUCACUUUGGAGUUCAAACAUCCAUCAUCUGAGGAGCUGCUGUCACUUGUACACAUGAUUUGUGCUUCUGAGAAAGCUCAAAUUUCUGCCCAAUUGAUGGAGCACUUAAUCAGGUCUUGUCUAGGUGAUAUCCGUAAGACUCUUAUGCUUCUUCAGUUCUGGUGCCAGGGCAAGAGAGACCAUACAGACAGGAAAAUGCAAUUCACCACAUACAGUCCCCUCCCAUUUGAUAUUGAUGCUGCACAUCUCAUAAUGCCAAGACUAAUUCCGUUUGAGUUUCGAUGUGAACUGUCAGAAAAGGUGGGUAAGGAGAUCAAUAAAACAAUUUCUUUGGUAGAAGAACAGUUCAUGGAGAUGACGAAGCAAGAAGAACUUAACUCAAAAGAAAAUACCAAUUUUUUCAAAACGAGAAAGAACACAGCAAAUACUAUCAAGACUAGGAAAAAACACAAGUUAAAAAGAAAAAAUUCAAGCCUUGACUGUGCAGAAUUUUCAGCUCAGGCCAAUGAUCUGAAUGACUUAUUUGAUGCUUCAGAUUCCCCAGCGACAAAUGCUCGACGAAAAGUUAAGCACAGUCGAAGUACAAUAUUGUCUUCCCAGUCUGAGGAUGAGCUAUGUGCUAAUGACCUUCCACCUGCAGAAAUUACUUCAGUAGCUCCUAACAGCUGUCAUCUGGCAGAUAUGUUGACAGUGCCAAGUCUACAGGCACUAAAUGACUUGGAUCUGUGUAGUGAUCCCAUAUAUCAAUCUAGAAGGGAUGUUAAUGCUCAAAAUUCAUUUGAAACUCUUGAAAUGGUAUCUGCUUCACAUAUCUGUGACACAUUCAAAUUGCUGGAUGUGUCAUUUGUUCCAGAAUCUUCUUUCAUAUCUGAGGCUGGGGCCCACAAAAAGGAUGAUCUUCUAUCAAUGGCAGUAUCUUCUAACAAUGCAUCUGUUUGUUUUACUGGUUUUGUUCAGUCAACUUGUGCCCUGCCAGAAGCAAAUGCUGGUACUCUAGAUGGACCUGUGGCUGAAUCAAUAACCUGUUCGGAAAGCAAUGCUGGAAUUACACGUGAGGAUGUGGAGUCAAUUUAUGGACAUGAGGAACAAGGAGAUUCUCAAAAUGUAGUUGAAACACCUUCAGCCAGUGGAUAUCAAUUGAUGGAUGAAUGUAGCCGGAUUGAUUUCAACAUGCGGUUGACACCUGGGAAAUGUGGUAAGUGCUCUCAGGAAGCUGUUUCUGUGCCAGAAACAUGGAGAAAACUACGCAAUCAACGUGAAGAUCUAAAAUCAUAUUUAAGAAGUAACAAGAAUGAAGCUUCUUCAAUAAUAAAGUGUGCUUCUGGACUGACUGAUUUUCUUUCUGAAACUGACAUUAUAUUCAGUAGCUGCAACCCCAUUGUCAAUGACAUCUUAGAGCCGUCAUUAACACCCUGUGUUGAACCAGAUGCUUCUUCCUGGUAUGAUCAGCAACUUGAGAUGGGAUCUACAUAUGCACAACAUGGCCUUUGCUUUCACGCAAGCAGGUGCUUGUCCCUAGGCUCAGAAUUAGGCUUUGAAAACACAGUGGAUUUGGCACAGGAAAUGCUGGCUUCCAGCACUAAUGUUAUGGCCCUGGGGAAGCUGCUCGCCCAGGGGAACGUCACCAGUCAAAAUUUAUAUGAUGGAAGAUUGCAUAUAAAGGCACCAAGAUAUGGCUUAUCCAUAAGAAGGGAAUUGGAAUCUAGACUUCACAACAUCAUUCUUUCUAUAGCUCCAGCAAGGUUGUUCAAGACAUUCACAGGCAUUGCUUUCCAUGAAUACUUGUCCUUCAUGAGCCAGAUCUCCAAAUUAGAGUGCUCGCGACUCUCAAAAAGCACAAAUCAGAGCCCACAGAGAAGGUACCCACGGACAAGGUCUCGGCAAUCAGGGCACUACUUGAGUUCUGGCGCACUAUCACUGUCACCUGAUGAUGUGGAAUUUUUGAAUCAAAGCAGCUGCCUUAAUGGGGUAGGUUCCACAUGAUAAAUGGAUGACAAGUAUUUACAAAAGAUAAAGUUGCUCGUUCAAGCACGACUUACAGUACUAACUUGGAUAAAUGUGGAGGUGACCAGUAGAAGUGAAGAAUGAGAUGCGCCAAUAUUCGCUCAAAAAUCUUUCAGCUUUGGCAAGCUCCAGAGUGUUUCAAAUGACUUAUUUAUUUAAUGCAGUCCAUAUUGGUUCUACAGAAAAUGGUACGCUGUGCUAGGAAAUGGUGCGGCCGAUCUUUCAGUUUUUGUUCUGCACAAAAUACACAUGUAAUUUUUUUUCCUUAUCCAAAAUCUGUCAAGUUUAUGUAGAGCUAGGAUCCUGCUUUGGAAACUCCCCAGGGUUUCAAUUAAUGUAUUUAUCUAAUGCAGUCUAUAUUUGUUCUACAGAAAAUGUCACCUUGUGCUAGGAAAGCAUGCAGCCUGUCCUGAACAGACUGUAAAUGUAAUUUUUGUUCUUAUCCAAGUUCAUAUAGACCUAAGAUCCUUACAAGGUA